This is a messenger RNA of Vigna umbellata (rice bean), 1023 nucleotides long. The record is from RefSeq and is a predicted model, not a curated record. NCBI's taxonomy places the organism in Eukaryota, Viridiplantae, Streptophyta, Magnoliopsida, Fabales, Fabaceae.
AUGCCUUCAUAUGCUAAAUUUUUGAAGGAACUUCUCACGAAAAAGAGGAAAUACAUUGAAGAGGAAACUAUUGAAGUGCAAGGGAAUUGUAGUGUUAUCAUACAGAAAGUCUUACCCCCUAAGUUUAAAGAUCCAGGAAGCUUCACCAUUCCAUGUACUAUAGGGAAGUUAGCUGUUGUAAGGGCCUUGAUUGAUUUGGGAGCCAGCAUCAACUUAAUGUCGCUCUCUAUGUUUAAAAAGAUUGAAGGUUUGGAACUCAAGCCUACUCGGAUGACUCUCCAAUUAACGGAUAGAUCUCUUAAAUAUCCUUAUGGGGUGGUUGAAGAUGUGCUUGUUAAAGUGGACAAAUUCUUAUUUCCGGUGGAUUUUGUCAACAUGGAGAUGGAGGAGGAUAUUGAUGUGCCUCUCAUUCUUGGGAGACCCUUUAUGAAAACGGCUCGAGUUUUAAUUAAUGUGGAGAAUGACAAACUCAAGGUGAGGGUACAAGAUGAAGAAGUGAAUUUUGACGUGUUUGAAGCCAUGUCUCAUUCAAAAGAUGAUAAGGCAUGUUUUUAUCUUGACACACUAGAUGAAGUAUGUAUGAUUCAGGAGAAGAUGUUAUGCUGUUCUUCACCCUUAGAGAAAACGCUCAUUGAUGCAUGUGAAGAUUUGAAUGAGGAAGAAGAGGAAUAUAUUAAUGAGUGCUUGAUUGACUUGGAUGGAUUAAAAGAAAUCCCUUUUCAUGAGGCGAAAAUUGAAGAGAUCAAUACCAAGGAAAAAGUCAAGGAAAAUAAACUGGAAUUGAAGAUGUUACCCCCACAUUUAAAGCAUGUUUUCUUAGAAGAAGGUGGGAAUAAACCGGUCAUCAUCAGUAAUUCUUUAUCCUCCAAAGAAGAAGAAAAUUUGGUGGAAGUACUAAGAGUCAACAACGGAGCUAUUGGAUGGUCAAUUUCGGAUCUCAAAGGCAUAAGCCCAACUUAUUGCAUGCACAAAAUAUUCAUGGAAGAUGAGUAUAAACCAGUUGCCCAACACAAAGAAGACUGA